CGCACUGUUGUGUGCCACGGCUGCUGCUGUUGUUUAAAACACAGUAGAACGUUCAGCAGUUUCCAGUUCGGCUACUUGCCAGAAAGUCUUGACUUCUGUUACCAACAACUCACCAUUCAUUCAUUCCACAUCUAGCGAGCGCACUAGCGAGCGAACCCGAAGUUUUGUGGUAGCCUGUCCGUGUUAUAUUCAUUGUUGUUGUUGUUAUUGGACUUUAUUUUUUUUUUAUUAAAUUAUAUUUUGGUCGAUCUUACGUUUCACCAGUGUGAGCAGUAGUUAAUUGUGCACAGAAGCGUUCGGAAGUUCAGUUUAUUCGCCUGUUUUCGAACAUUUAAAAUAUUAAUGAUAAAUAAUUCAUCGAUCGCGCGAAUAUUUGUUGGAAAAUUAUUUAAAUAAAUUGAUUUUUUUCUGACGUCGAAAAGUGUUCAUCGGAUUUUAUUUUUCAACUUUGCCUAACUGCGCAAUAUUAAUUUCCACGUUUUCCUGAGAAAAACUAAUCCACAAAUUUUUGAUACUACGGUACAAUUGUCAAACGUCGUCGCGUCAGUUGAUCACAACAAAAAGAAAGACAAAAAAACCAUUGAAACAUCGUUUUAUUCGUUUGCAAACGGCGCACAGUCCCAACGCGAACGAAACAAAUAAAAAUCAUUACAAUACGGCUUAAUUCAGCACUUCAUUGAUUUUGUUUCGUCAACAUACAAGAGAUUACAGCAGUAUAUUUGCGGCAGUAAAGUGAACACACAAAUUCGGAAAGGAGAAACCAAAAAAAAGGCAACAAAACACUUACACACAGGAAGAGUCAUCGUUGAGUCAGAAGAAGAAGAAGAAGAAGAAAAAGUAGUUCCAAAAUGUUUACCGUAUUGAAAAUUGAGAGCGAUGACUUUCGUCGUAAAAUGCGCCCAAAAUGCGAAUACGUCUGCAAAUAUUGCCAGCGAAGAUUCACGAAAUCAUACAAUCUGAUGAUCCAUGAGCGCACUCACAAAAGCCCAGAGAUUGCCUUCUCGUGCGAGGUGUGCGGCAAACAUUUCAAACGUCCGGACAAUUUCCGUCAGCACAGAUGUAGUCAGUGUGUUUGGCGAUAAACUCAUUUAAUAGAUUACACACACAAAACAAAACAAAAAAAAAAAAUCAAUAAACAUGCAAGCGCAAAAGCAAUACACUGAUGGUGAGGGGACAAAAUCAAAGGCAGCAGCGAAUUGUAUUUUAGAUGUCCAUAUUAUUGCAGCUGUUGUCUUCCAUCGUAUUUGAAACCUAAUAAUCAAUACACAUUUCUUUCUCUAUCUCUCUUCAAAAUAAUAAAACAAAACAAAAUAGAAAAACACAACCAAUAAUUUGUCAAUUGAAAGAUUGCUAGUUUUUUGCCACAAAAUAGCAUACACUUACUUCCAUUUACCAGACAUAGAAACAAUAAUCGAAACUAUUCUCUUUUCGUUGUUGUAACUAAGGAAAAGAAAAUAGAUCAAAAGACAAAAAAAACAGUAUACACACAACAUGCAGAAAUGAUAAGCUAAUAGUAGCACUUAAGCGCACUCGGAAUGCAAUUACUCAACUAAUUCCAUAUCAUUUUUGUUGCGAUUAAGAAAUCGUUUUUAUUCCACCAGACACGAUCCAAACGAUCUAUAUUAAGUGAUGAUCAAUCUAAACAAACACCUUUACUAAUUGCAUUAAACAAUAAACGGUAUUCAGAAGGGAGCUCACACACACAAACAACUAUUGCACCAACCAUACAAGCACUUGAUAAUUUUGGUUUUCGAACUUAUGACAGAAAUAAACAAGUCGUCUUGUUCUUUUGGCAUUUCACAAAAUUUCUAACCAAUCCAAAACAGAAAAAUUCACCUCACAUUUUGGUUAAUAAAUUACUAACAUUACUUCAACAACAACAAAAAAAACAGCAAAGAUAGAGGAAUGAGCUGGAUCUCACAUCUAAUGAAUUUCUAAUUUGAGUUUUGUGUUCGUCUCAAGUCUCUUGAAAAAGAAAAUGACAGAAAAAAAACUAUAAACACUCAUCAAAAUUCGGCGAUUCAUUACGACUCUUUUUUUUUCUCUUUUUCUUUUCUUUUUGGAUUUGUUAUUUUCUUUUUACAGAGCAUCGCACCUCUACUCAUAGAUGAGCUUAUUAAUGCGCAAAACAAAAAACGAUCUUGAGGCAACAUUUAUCCGCUACACCUCAAUUCAAAAAAAAAUAAUUUCGUCUCCUCCUUUUCGCAUCCGCAUAAAUGUAACAAAUUAUCAAAUUUAAAAGAAAGAAACACCCGUUUUGUAUCAGUAAGAAGCUUGAAUUGGCUUCAUUUCGAAUGGUUCUGCUAAUGACUAAUAUAAUCACAGCCAGUAUCGAUUUGGUUUGCCUACAUCCGCAUAUAUUCUUUUGAACACAUUAUUUUCCACCCCGAUGAAAUUCAGUGAAUGCAUGAACAAAAAUGCUAUCGAAGGAUGUUGAUCGAUCGCUUCGGAAAAAUGCUCAACAGGAUUUAUCCCAAAUAUAGACGGCAGUGUGCAAAUCACCCAAAUAUUAUUUUUUCGUUAUGAUCUUCAGCGUCGUUAUUUCCACGAUUUAAGAAUUUAAAAAAAAGAACCACAAAUGAUUUUCAAGUUCCUUAAGCCAAGGAGGACAUUGUAUGUAUUCUUUGUGACUAAAAUUACCUUGCUUUUUGAUCUGACAUAUGAAAAUACGCUACAUAAAAGUUGGAUUUAUUGAUCUAAAUUCAACUUUUAGCCCGGUAGCACACCGACCGCAAAUGACAUCGAUUUCAAUUGAUUUAAAUCAAAUUAAAUGCAAAUUGAAUGACGGUUGAGAAGCACGGUCCAGAAUCGUCCACAAAAUGAUCCCAGUUCAAUCCAGUUUCGCGUAUGUGUGUGUAUAUUUAGAUUCAUAUCAAAAUAAAUGAAAAUAGUUCUGAUAUCCGUUUUAUCACUUGUUCCCUCUCAACAACAUAUUUUUGUAGCUUAUACGUAAAUGAAAAGUUUUUCCAUCACUUUGACCAAGUAAAUGAUGUUAAACCACCAUAACAUAUGCGCUUGAGUGGUUCAAGUGCCUUUUGAUUUUGGAUUCCAUUCUCUGAACAAUAAAAUAGAACGAUAGCUGUGCUUAUGAAAGCAUUUCUUUUUUCGUCUUAAAAUUUCAUACACAUAAGUCGUACUUAGGAUAGAUUCUAGUCUACCGCAGAAACGAUUCGGAGAAAUUCAAGUAACAACGAGGAAAAAAAACAAUGCUACGAAAUAAAAAAAAGGAAAAAAAAAAAAAACGAAAUCGAAAUUUAAAUCAUAAUUUAUGUACUAAGAUUUAGAUAAUCUUAUUUGAAUAUUUAAUUACAAGCGAUCUUAGUUUAUAGUAGCAUAAAGAAAUUGUAAUUUUAAGCAUCCUCGAUUUGAUUUUAGGUAUAGGCGAAAAAAAUAUCCGCUCAAACUAUGCAUUCAAAAUGUUUUCGAAACAAAUAGUUCUUUAUUUCUUUGCUGAAUUGUUUCUUCUUUACCUUAAGACGAUAAUCACUUUGUAACAUGUCGAAUAGAUCAAUGAAUCCAAAUUUCUCUUAAUUUAACCCUUUAUAAAAACAUAUAUAUAUAUCCAAAUAAAUAUCCGAAAAAUUCAUUAAUUUAAAUAAA
Molecule: messenger RNA, 3600 nt
Organism: Sitodiplosis mosellana (orange wheat blossom midge)
Lineage: Eukaryota; Metazoa; Arthropoda; Insecta; Diptera; Cecidomyiidae
Gene: drm
Product: protein drumstick
Exons: 3
Coding region: 849-1082 (77 amino acids)
Biological process (GO): regulation of transcription by RNA polymerase II; embryonic hindgut morphogenesis; embryo development
Cellular component (GO): nucleus
Molecular function (GO): RNA polymerase II transcription regulatory region sequence-specific DNA binding; DNA-binding transcription factor activity, RNA polymerase II-specific
Source: RefSeq, a predicted model, not a curated record